Molecule: messenger RNA, 2257 nt
Organism: Cucumis melo (muskmelon)
Lineage: Eukaryota; Viridiplantae; Streptophyta; Magnoliopsida; Cucurbitales; Cucurbitaceae
Product: pentatricopeptide repeat-containing protein At5g04780, mitochondrial
Exons: 1
Coding region: 234-2144 (636 amino acids)
Biological process (GO): RNA modification
Molecular function (GO): zinc ion binding; RNA binding; protein binding
Source: RefSeq, a predicted model, not a curated record
AAAUAUUGGUGGAGAAGCUCUCUCGACACAAAUUUUAUUCAUUUGAUAAAGACAAGAUUUUGAUGUUAAAUUUGACGAUUAUUCAAAUAAAAACCGAAAAUUUAAAGUGGGGUUUUCGAAUGAAGUCAUCUCCAUUCAUCGUUUCAUCAGGUAGACCCAAAAAUCAAACGGUCCAUUUUUAUUGAUUAUGAUUUCUCAAUGAUGCUGCCUGAGAUGUUCGUCGGGAUAAAUUAAUGGGAUUUCUCCAUGUUUGCCAUUUUGCAUCAAAUUCCGGAAGAUAUAGAGAGAAAGGGAAAGGGAUUUUUCAGUUUCUUAGUCUUCGUCUUUGCACCACCCAAUUUUUUGCAUCAUCAUCACCAUCAUCAUGCAUUGUUGAAUGUGAAAAACCAACUUCAAAGGAUUUCAACGCUACCCAUGUUUCGUAUGUGCAUGAAAUACUGAAAUUAUGUGCAAAAAGAAAGUUGUUCUUGCAAGGGAAGGCUUGCCAUGCCCAAAUUCUGCUAAUGGGGUUGAAAACAGACUUAUUAACGUCAAAUAUACUCAUCAACACGUACUCGAAAUGUGGUUCCGUUGAUUCUGCACGCCAAGUGUUCGAUGAAAUGCCCAGCCGAAGUUUGGUGUCGUGGAACACCAUGAUUGGGUCGCUUACUCAGAAUGGACAGGAGAACGAGGCUCUUGGUCUUUUAUUGCAGAUGCAAAGAGAAGGAACCCCUUUUAGUGAAUUCACCAUUUCAAGUGUCCUUUGUGCAUGUGCUGCUAAAUGUGCUCUUUCUGAAUGCCAGUUGCUUCAUGCCUUUGUUAUUAAGGCUGCAAUGGAUUUGAAUGUUUUUGUUGCAACUGCAUUGCUUGAUGUUUAUGCAAAAUGUGGUUUGAUGAAGGAUGCGGUUAGUGUUUUUGAGUCGAUGCCUGAUAGGAGUGUUGUUACAUGGAGUUCAAUGGCAGCAGGAUAUGUGCAAAAUGAGAUGUAUGAGGAAGCUUUGGCAUUGUUUCGAAAAGCUUGGGAAACUGGGUUGAAACAUGACCAGUUUUUAAUGUCAUCUGUGAUUUGUGCUUGUGCUGGAUUGGCAGCCAUGAUUGAAGGGAAACAGGUGAAUGCUUUGCUAUCUAAAUCUGGUUUUUGUUCUAAUAUAUUUGUUGCUUCGUCUCUUAUUGACAUGUAUGCAAAAUGUGGUGGAAUUGAAGAAUCUUAUAAAGUAUUUCAAGAUGUGGAAAGGAGAAAUGUUGUUUUGUGGAAUGCUAUGAUAUCUGGCCUGUCAAGACACGCUCGUUCACUUGAGGUGAUGAUUUUAUUUGAGAAAAUGCAGCAGAUGGGCUUGAGUCCAAAUGAUGUUACUUUUGUUUCUGUCUUGUCUGCUUGCGGUCAUAUGGGCUUGGUUAAAAAAGGACAGAAAUAUUUUGACCUGAUGAUAAAAGAGCAUCAUUUGGCACCAAAUGUCAUUCACUAUUCUUGCAUGGUAGACACUCUUAGCCGGGCAGGGCAGACCUUUGAGGCUUACGAUUUGAUUAGUAAAAUGCCCUUUAAUGCUUCUGCUUCUAUGUGGGGUUCUCUUUUGGCUUCUUGUAGGACCCAUGGGAAUCUUGAACUUGCUGAGUUUGCUGCUAAAAAAUUGUUUGACAUCGAACCACACAAUUCAGGAAACUAUUUGUUGCUGUCCAACAUGUAUGCAGCAAAUGGUAAGUGGGACGAAGUCGCAAAGAUGAGGAAGCUCCUUAAAGAAAGUGAUGUGAAGAAAGAGAGGGGCAAGAGUUGGAUUGAGAUUAAGGACAAGGUUCACUUGUUUAUGGUCGGAGAGAGAAAUCAUCCUAAGAUUGUUGAAAUUUACUCAAAAUUGAAUGAGGUAAUGGACGAGUUACAGAAGCUUGGUUACAAGGCAGAGACUCAGCAUGAUCUUCAUCAAGUGGGAGAGAGCAUUAAACAAGAACUUUUGAGGCACCACAGUGAGAAACUCGCUUUUAUUAUGGGAUUAUUGUUUUUACCUCCCAGUGCACCUAUUAGGAUUAUGAAAAACCUUAGAAUCUGUGGAGACUGCCACUCUUUUAUGAAGCUUGCCUCUAAAUUUGUUUGUAGGGAUGUCAUAGUCAGGGACACCAACCGAUUCCACCAUUUUAAGAAUGGGUGUUGUUCUUGUGGCGAUUUUUGGUGAAUAUUGGUUUUCUUUUGAAGUGCUUCUGUUCCAACACAUCAUUCUAAGUAUAUAGUGAUAUUCCCGUUUAUUUAAUCAAAUAUGCAAGGCAGUAAAGAUCGACUUGUAACAUA